Molecule: messenger RNA, 525 nt
Organism: Pundamilia nyererei
Lineage: Eukaryota; Metazoa; Chordata; Actinopteri; Cichliformes; Cichlidae
Product: phospholipid-transporting ATPase ID-like
Exons: 4
Coding region: 1-525 (174 amino acids)
Source: RefSeq, a predicted model, not a curated record
AUGGUCCUGUCUCUUGACACCUAUUACUGGACAGCAGUGAACCAUUUUUUUGUGUGGUUAAGCACGAUAGGCUACUUUGCCAUCUCAGUCACCAUGUACAGCAAUGGCAUGUUUUAUGUCUUCCCGUCUUCUUUCCCCUUAUUUGGCGCAGCAAGAAACACUUUGAACCAGCCUAAUGUGUGGCUCACCAUAUUCCUGACGUUCCUCCUCUGUAUCCUGCCUGUUGUAGCUUUCCGCUUCAUUUUUAUACAGCUUUGUCCUACCAUUAAUGACAAGGUGAGGUAUAAGAUGCGUACAGAGGAGUUGACUGCACCUGCACCUCGUCGUCUACGGAGAAGGCGUAGUACUCGAUCAGGCUACGCCUUCUCUCACUCCCAGGGCUACGGUGAUCUGGUAACAUCUAGAAAAUUCCUGAUAAAACGCCCCCUAAAGAUGACAGCUCUGUUCACCCAGACAGACUCUUCCAUAUUUCAAAAUCAGCCACAGCACUACCGCACUAUUGCUGAGGAGCCACAGAGUCCUUAG